Messenger RNA from Diatraea saccharalis (sugarcane borer), 2447 nucleotides. Lineage: Eukaryota; Metazoa; Arthropoda; Insecta; Lepidoptera; Crambidae. The record is from the annotation of a GenBank genome assembly.
CCCUUGUGCGCGUGGGGGACUCGAGGACGGGCGGGGGGCGGCGGGCGGCGGGCGGCGCGCGCGUCACUCGCGCACGCGUCUCGGCGCCGCCGCGCGUCGUCGUCGCCUUGAUCUUGGUCGCGGCCGCACCGGGGGGCUGCCGCUCAGCGCCGGCCUAUAAUAGCUGGGCCGGCGCAUCCCCCCGGCUCCAGACUGGUCCGCACCGCCGGCAGACAUGUUCCGCACGCUGUGCCUGCUCGCCGCCGCCGUCGCUGCCGCAUCAUCCGCCGCCGCCGCCGCUACUGCCGCCUGCAAGCCCUGCACGUGCGGCGUGGCGCGGCGUGGCCGCGUUGUUGGUGGCGUGGCGGCGUCGCCGGGCGAGAUGCCGUGGGUGGCGGCGCUGCUGCGUGACGGACGCGUCGUGUGCGGCGCCACCGUGGUCGCCAGGGACCACCUCAUCACCGCCACACACUGCGUCUAUGAUGUGGAGGUGUCGCGGCUCGGCGUGUUGGUGGGCGAGCUCGACGUGAACAGCACCCGGGCGCGCGCGCUGCACGUGUCGCACGUGACGCAGCACCCGGACUUCAACCGGUACAACUACGACAACGACAUCGCGGUCCUGCGCCUCGAGGAGCCGCUACCAGAUGCCCUGUACAGAGCCGCCUGCUUACCAGAUGAUGAAGAAAAUCUUAGCGGUUCCGAUGCUGUUGUCUCUGGCUGGGGAAGCACGGUGGAAAAGGGUCCCGAAUCAAAUAUUCUCAUGAAGACGACUGUUCAAAUUUGGAGCGAAGAAGAGUGUUCGGGCGCUGGUUACGGGCGCAGCAAGGUGACGCCGCGCAUGCUGUGCGCCAACGCGGCCGGCCGGGACGCGUGCACCGGCGACUCCGGGGGACCGCUGCUCCUCUCACAACCUCACUACACUAUAGUCGGCGUGGUGUCGUGGGGCCGCGGGUGCGCGCGGCGCGGCUACCCGGGCGUGUACUCGCGCGUGGACCGGUUCCUGCCCUGGCUGCGGGUCGCGCUGCGGCACGCCUGCACCUGCACGCCGCCCGCCUGAUACAACCACGCUAUUCAUUACAUUUAUAUUUAAGCUUUAAUGAAGCCAGUUAUAAAAACGUGUCUGUACAAAAUCCUACAUACUAAGGCAACUAUUUUAAUGACAUAUUUUCUAAGUUGUAUUGUGAUCAUUCUAAAUACAACAAUGUGAAAGGUACACACAGCAACAUAUCAGGACAAAUUACUGUAAUAAGUUUUAACGAUUUUAAUGUUCUGUAAUCGAUUGUACUGUCAAUUCGACUUACCAAAAGAGUUUUAGUUAAGAGCUUUGUUGUACAUUGAACAAUUAUUUUACUUUUUAUUUAUAAAGUAAAUAAUAUACACAUACGUAGAGAUAUUUAAAAUUAAAUAAUGAAAUGAGGCUCGAACACGUUUAUCAGUAUUAUUAAUUAUUAUUAGAAUGUAAUUAAAAUAAACGUUUGUAGAUUACAUUGAUUAUAGGUACAGUAGGUAGAUAUUGUUAGUUAUUUUAAGCAUGUUACUUCCUAUUUAGAAACGAUGGCUGUGAAAUGUUAAAAAUUGAAAAAUCGUUAUGUAGGAUACUUACCCAAUUAAUUUAAUUCAAUAAACAAUUUUAUUUUAGUCAUAUUAUGCAUAAUCUAUUGUAACUAGGCUGUCGCCUCUGAUUUCUUAGUUUGUAUUAUGUUACAUUUACUUUUAUAUGUUAACUACUUUAAAGAAUAUUAUAAGUGAUUUUUUUUCACAUCCAAAAUGCAAUUUUGUCUAAAGCAUACAACAGACGAAUAACAUGUCAUAAUAUUUCACCAUAAGAUAUCUUUAAAAACAUAUUUUUUUAAAGGCGGAUCUAGAUUUGGCGCCACGGGGGGGGGGGGGGGGUGUUCACGUAGUUAAUCACAAUGAUCAAGUCAUAAAAAGUUAAUUUUUGAAGUAGUUAAAUAAAAUCUAUAUUGGAACAUAAAUUAUAUAAAAACAUUACGUAUAACAAUUUAAUUAGAAGUCCACCGAGGUCCAGUCCAGUCAUAGACCCUGCCCAGGCGGGAGUCAUGACCCCGUGACCACCCCCCUGGAUCUGCCCUUGAUAUUUUAACAUCUUAAGUUAUAUAUUUUUACACGGAUAAAAUUACGAUAAUAUAAAUGCUAUAGUAUUUCGUAUUUUAAGAUACCAUCUGAACCUAUAGAAUAUAGUAUGCCUAGCCGUGUGUACUGGGUCAUUGGAAUGUAGGGUGUAGGGUGAUGUAGAUGCUAUAUUAUGAUAUCUAAAGAUAUCAUAAUAUAGCAUCUUAUCCGUCUAUUACGACCGAGAAUCUAAGCCAGUCUUAAUUUGAUGGUUUUUUUUAUUAUAAGUUAUUGUAUGUCAAAAAUGGGCACUAUGACCUUGAAUGAAAAAUAUAUUAGUGUAGGUAACUACUUAUAAUAGCUAAAUAAGAUAGAUAAUAGCUACCUAUAUAGCU